GAUCUAUGCAGACUGUGAGACACCUGAGGCAGUUCUCUGGCCGGAGUCUCUUCAGGUUCUCCGCUGCCUCGCUCCUCCUCUGCUGCUCCUGCUUCCUCUCCUCCUUCUCCUGGGCUCUGGCUGCUCUCUGUCUCUCUCGGUCCUCCUUCCUGGCCCUGGCUGCCUGUCUGUCCGCCUCUAUCUCCUCCUUCGAGCGGCGUUUUCUCGCAGGGCUCGGUGUGCCACGUCCAUCUGGUCGCGGGGGACACAAAGCAGAAGUCUGACUGGGUUCAGUUUUUGGUGGAGGCACAGAUCGAUCCAUGUAGUUUAAAGCUCUGCGGACUCCAGCAGGAGAAGAAGCUGCUAACAGCUUCUCCAUGUAAACAACACUGAAGAAUGUCCUUUGGAAGUUUCCUUUUAUAAAAGCUUUUUCCUUUAUUUACUCACUAUGACGCAGCCGGCGGAGAAAGCGUAUUACCGCUUUGUGGUGCUGUUCUUCAACUGCCUGCUGACAUUUGGCUCUUACUUCUGCUUCGACAUCCCCAGUGUUUUGCAGGAUCAAUUCCAAGGGAACCUGACAUGUCCCAAUACAACAGUGAUCAAUGGGACGGUGGACUGUGUGGAGGGACUGGGGAUGAACCCUCAGCAGUACAAUCUCCUUUAUGCCAUCUACGCUUGGACGAAUGCAGUAGUGGUGAUCAUGGCUGGCUUCCUGAUCGAUAAAUUAGGAAACCGCUUUGGAGUAUUCCUGUUCUCCUUCCUGUGCGUUCUGGGCUCGUCGCUGUUUGCGCUCGGCUCCCACUUUAAAGGAACUCCCUAUCUGCUGCCACUCAUGCUCACAGGCCGACUACUGUUUGGAUCAGGCAACGGAUCUUUAACCAUUGUUCAGAACCGCAUCACAGCCUUCUGGUUCAAAGGGAAGGAGCUGGCCUUGGCUUUCGGUCUGACCCUGGCUUUCUCUCGCCUGGGCUCAGUCCUGAACUUUUUCCUCACCCAGAAGUUCGAAGAAAAAUAUGGCAUACAGUGGACACUCUGGGGCGGUGCUCUACUGUGUGUUCUGGGCUUUGCAUCUGCUGUUAUAGUCAGCGCCCUGGACAAGAUUGGAAUGAAACAGCUUGGUCUUGAUGGCGCCAUCCAGGAACAGUCACGCAAAGUGAGGAUUCAGGACGUGAAGCUCUUGUCACUAAGAUACUGGCUGCUGGUUCUCACCAUCAUGUUCUUCUACAACGGCAUCUUCCCGUUCAUCGCAGACGCCAGUAAAUUCAUUCAGGAUAAGUACGAGGGCUACAGUCAGAAGGAGGCAGCCUACAUCGCCGGGGCAGUUUAUGACAGCUCACUGGUCCUCUCAGCUGUGGUCGGCAUUCUCAUAGAUCAUGUGGGUCUGCGGGGCAUUUUUGCAGUGGCCUGUGCCGUCCUCACUCUGCCUGUGUUUGGACUCCUGGCCUUCACCUUUGUCCCCCCUCUCGUCUCCACCAUAUGGCUGGGAGUCACUUACUCCUUUGCUGCUUCGAGCAUGUGGCCAUCGAUUCCCCUCGUGGUGCCUCAGGCGACUCUGGGGACAGCCAUGGGUCUGGCCACCUCCAUACAGAUGGUGGGGAUCGGGGUGUCCAAUCUGGUCGUCGGGCAGAUUUUGGGCUCCAAGUCCAGUGAGACUAAGAUUCCGUUGUGGCGUUGGCAGCGAAUGAUGAUCUUCAUGUUGGCCAACACCAUCAGCUGCAUCGUCACCUCAGUGCUGCUCAACAUUGUCGAUCACAGACAGGGCGGGACCCUGAACAAGACGACGAAGAAGUCGGUGCAGGCAGCGGUCGACUCCGACAGAGAGCCGCUCAACCAGGCAGAGGAAGAGCAAAACGAGGACGAGGAGGACGAGGCGGUCAGAUCUCCCUCUAUCAACUCCUGAGUUGUUGUUUUUAACAGUUUUUGUUCAAGUUUGAAAACUUCUAUCUCUCUCUUUCUCUUUUUAUAUAUAUUAUGUUUUCAUAUGUGCCCGUUUUCAAAUUGAACUUGGUUUAUUGCACACCUCACUGAAACCAGUUGUUUCUCCGCACUGUCUGUGGUUGCUACAGCAGAUAAUUUAAACGUAACAGUAUUUACACCCAAAUAGUAUCAAUACAUGUGAAAUGUAUAAAUGUAAACCAGGCACUGUGGGUUUUUCAGUAAUACGGGUAAUUUGAAAAGAAAACUAAUUUUUGCCCCCCCAAAAAACUAUCAAAAUUCUUGAAGAGAAUCUUGACCCUCUUGAUUUUAAUUUUAAUUUUAAAAUUGUAUUUUAAUUUUAUCAGUGAUCAUUCAGUAUCAACUGUACAGCCAUAACUUACACUUAGGUCAGGCCACUAAAUAUGUCAUGUUGUCACUAAAAUGUUUUUAUGAUUUUUUAAAAAAGAGAAACCGUUAAAUAUUUGUACCUCUUAUCUGUAUGUAAAUGGUCAAAUUUUACUAUGUAAUGUAAGAAGGGAAGUAGAAAAUAAAAUGCUGCUCAUCUGUCA
Molecule: messenger RNA, 2465 nt
Organism: Centropristis striata (black sea bass)
Lineage: Eukaryota; Metazoa; Chordata; Actinopteri; Perciformes; Serranidae
Gene: mfsd1l
Product: major facilitator superfamily domain containing 1-like
Exons: 14
Coding region: 428-1879 (483 amino acids)
Biological process (GO): transmembrane transport
Molecular function (GO): transmembrane transporter activity
Source: RefSeq, a predicted model, not a curated record